AUGGAGCGCAAACUCUCCCAGAAAGCGCUUCGCAUGCGCCAACGCUUCAACUUCAGUCGGGGCCGAGACCGUGCAGCUACGAUGCCCCCAUCCGGUGCCACCGGUGCCCCCAGCAGCCGCCCGCGCUCCGCCACAACGCCCAUCUCGUCCCGCACGACCUCCAACUCCAGCACGGACCGGACCCGCUAUUUCCACUUUGAAGACGAACCGGGUUACUUUCGUCCUGCGUCACCGUUAAUUCACCGACAGUCCGUGUCGGAGGAUCUAGAAGACGACGUUAAACAUGCCUGCGCUUUGCUGGUUCAAAGUGUGGAUCGCGGUUUCCCAAUAUGGCCUUCUGGCCAGGGAGAACAUCGUCCGAAUACCACCACCGCUCCGAAAGAAUCCAAAUCCAGCCAGACUACCUCGAGAUUCUACUACCAGGGCGCGAGCAUGUCCCCCUCCGCCGUGGACAAUCAGAUCAAAUUACCCAGCGAUCAAAUGCAUGAUUCGGGAGUAGCCUUCCAACAUAGCGCCGCGUCCGCGGGAGCGGGUCGUUUCUACGGGUCUCAAAUCUCGACAUCGCGACAUGAGGAGACUGAUCUGGACAUCCGUGGCCGCUCACGUUCUCGCGGUCAGAGCUUUAAUACGGACGCCACGCCCGCCUCUCGAUCACGAUCGCGAUCACGCUCUCGCUCUUUCAGCCCGGACAUGUUCCCCUACAGUCCGCCGCAGGUCGACACGCUCUGGCCACACGUCAAAGACAUCUACUUCGAAUCAUCCGACGCAUUAUUCUGCGAGACGGAAACCGAGACGGAAACUGAAACCGAAAAGGAGAUUGAUGUCAACGCCCACCCUAGGACCGGCACCCUCGGCGCGGAGCGACUGACCUGGCGCCGCACGAGUCUUGACAUCCCCUGCCUCAAAACGCCCGCAAGGAUAAACGUCAACGUCACUGCCAUGCCAACAGCAGCUCCUCGCCGCUUCUACAGCACCCGACAGCCCCGCGCAAAGGGAGACGCUUAUCCCACCGCCAUCGCGGGGUGGGAUCUACCGCACAGUCGAACGCCCAGUGUAGACGACGCUUCGCUGCGCAGAUUCUCGAGUGCCGAGGAUGGCCAUGAUGAUGGAGUUGGGGUUCGAGUUCCCCAUCGGGCCUUCGACCAGGUCCGUCGGUCCGUUUCGUCGUGUGGACUCCAGGGGGUUGAUCAGCGGAGAUUGGAUCCUGGGUAUGCGAUUGAGUCGGGGGGACAAUCGCGGAGGAGGAAGGCUUCGCAUUUGCUGAAGAAGUUGACUGGAUUGAGGAGAAGGAAGGAUGGGGAGGGCGGGUUUGAGGGCCGACGUGUGGCGAUUACUGCUUGA
Molecule: messenger RNA, 1341 nt
Organism: Penicillium brasilianum
Lineage: Eukaryota; Fungi; Ascomycota; Eurotiomycetes; Eurotiales; Aspergillaceae
Source: the annotation of a GenBank genome assembly